Antrostomus carolinensis (chuck-will's-widow) is the source of this 1116-nucleotide messenger RNA. RefSeq names its product myosin regulatory light chain 2B, cardiac muscle isoform. NCBI's taxonomy places the organism in Eukaryota, Metazoa, Chordata, Aves, Caprimulgiformes, Caprimulgidae. Bases 188 to 685 code for a protein of 165 amino acids. The transcript has 7 exons. Gene Ontology annotation, molecular function: calcium ion binding. The record is from RefSeq and is a predicted model, not a curated record.
GAGCGUGGAACAGAUGCUUGGAAUGGUAUUGGGAUCCAAUUACUGCACUUUUCCAACCUUACAUCUAUUGUCUAAACUUGGAACAGGCAUAUUUUUAUUCCUUGGUGACAGUAUAUAAAGAGACAAUUGGCAUUGUGUUUGCUGGCUGACUAGUUGGCAGAGAAGGGGUGGAAGAAGCAGCAGCAGUAUGGCUCCAAAAAAGGCAAAGAAGAAGAUAGAAGGUGGUUCCAAUGUAUUCUCUAUGUUUGAACAAACCCAGAUCCAGGAGUUCAAAGAGGCUUUUACCAUCAUGGAUCAGAACAGGGAUGGCUUUAUUGACAAAGCAGACUUGAGAGACACCUUUGCUGCACUAGGUCGUCUGAAUGUCAAGAAUGAAGAGCUUGAAGACAUGGUGAAGGAGGCGCCAGGUCCUAUUAACUUCACUGUCUUUCUUACUAUGUUUGGGGAAAAGCUGAAAGGCACGGACCCAGAAGAAACCAUUCUGAACGCUUUUAAGAUUUUCGACCCAGAAGGAAAAGGCCACAUAAAGGCAGACUACAUCAAAGAAAUGCUUAUGACACAGGCAGACCGGUUCAGUCAAGAAGAGAUCAACCAGAUGUUUGCUGCUUUCCCUCCAGAUGUCUCUGGUAAUCUUGACUAUAAGAACCUCUGUUAUGUUAUCACCCAUGGUGAAGAGAAAGACUAAGAGGAAAGAGAUGAGCUUCUCCUGUGAUGAUGCACCAAGUUAUUUCAUAAUGCUUUUGUGUGCAAGACAAAGGGCUAAACAUUCAGUAUGGGAAGAAGCCAUGUGGUCAUCAGAAGAGAACCAAUAAAACAAUUGAAAUUAGAUUAAAGUUAUUUAAUGCUCCUGUUUUUAUAAGAGAUGAAAAUACCAAUUUUGUGAGUUUUUUCCUUUUUUUUUUUUCUUCCCGUCAGUGGUUUGAAAUGGAAUUUUCUUGAUGAACUGGUGCUUUCGUGAUUUAUUGAUAGUCCUAAUGUUCACCAGAUGGCCCACUGGGCACUACAGUGUUGCUUAACCUCUUGUCUUUUAUACAUAAGCUCCAUGUGCUAAUUGAGAAAUCCCAUAACUUAUUGCACCAGGAAGAGUAUUUGGUAAAUAGACUUCUGUCCCAUUGC